Messenger RNA from Cephus cinctus (wheat stem sawfly), 4589 nucleotides. It is a transcript of the gene retn, whose product is annotated as protein dead ringer. Gene Ontology annotation, biological process: regulation of transcription by RNA polymerase II. Gene Ontology annotation, molecular function: DNA binding. The record is from RefSeq and is a predicted model, not a curated record. Gene Ontology annotation, cellular component: nucleus. Lineage: Eukaryota; Metazoa; Arthropoda; Insecta; Hymenoptera; Cephidae. Bases 338 to 2065 code for a protein of 575 amino acids. The transcript is spliced from 9 exons.
GAUCUGUUUGCUAGGACUAAGAGUGUCCCCCGUCAGUAAUAGCAUAGCCAGGGUGCACGUUUAUCGUGCGUGCCGCUGGUACGCAUGUUUGUGCUUGGCCGAUUUUGUUUUGAAGGAAAAUUCAUCGUUUAUCGAGAAAUUACAAAAGUCGCACCAGGAGGAAGAUCUAUCCGAUCCUGAUCUACAGGAUGAAGAAAGCGGCGAAGAACUUCCUCAGCAACCGUUACAGGCAAACAGUCAUUCGUCAAGCGACGCUAGCGCCACGGCAACAGCUUCAAACGCAGUGACAUCUAUAAAUACAAUCGCCCCAACACCACUCACUCAUCUUAACAGCCUUAUGAGCAGUCAUCAUCCACACUUUCUUGCAAAACUUAAAAUGGAGGGUGAGAUGGACGUCCUGGGUAACAAAAGUGGUCUGGAAGCACUUCAGGCAGCUAUGGGUGGAACGGGAUUCAAUCUGCCCUUUUCAUUUCCACCCCGAACGCCCUUCCUGACGCCUCAGCAUCACUCGCAGCCAAGUCACGUGUCUCAAGUUGGUGGUGGCGGUAGUGGCGGCGGUACUGGGGGUGGAGGUGGCGGAGGUGGUGGUGCCCACAUGACAACCUCAUCCGCCAGUUCACACUCCAGCGAAUCAUCCCAGGGUAGCGCACGCAAUGGAGAUGUGCGCGACAACAGCAAUCAUUCCCAAGGAAACAGCGGAAGUGGACAUCAGCAGCAGACCAGUUGGAGCUUCGAGGAGCAGUUCAAACAGGUGCGUCAGUUGUACGAGAUCAACGACGAUCCGAAGAGGAAAGAAUUUCUCGAUGAUCUCUUCAGUUAUAUGCAAAAACGUGGUACACCAAUCAAUCGACUGCCAAUCAUGGCCAAGUCUGUACUCGACUUGUACGAACUAUAUAACUUAGUAAUCGCUCGAGGUGGUCUGGUCGACGUGAUCAACAAGAAGCUAUGGCAAGAGAUCAUCAAGGGACUUCACUUACCUUCCAGCAUCACUUCAGCAGCAUUCACACUGAGGACUCAGUACAUGAAGUAUCUGUACCCUUACGAGUGCGAAAAAAGGAGGCUGUCAACACCGGCUGAGCUUCAAGCAGCGAUCGAUGGAAAUCGGCGUGAAGGUCGUCGCAGCAGUUACGGUGCAUAUGCAGGAGGUGGCGGAGGGGGUGAUAGCCUGGUACAGAGAAGUCCCCACACCCCAAGCUCUCUAGCACUUCACGCACAGAUGUCACCCUUGUCACUGGUAACAGCCGUAGCCGCCGGUGGGCAGCAUCAUGGACCACAAUCAUUGGUGAACGGAAGUGCCGCGCACACACCGCUCCCACACCAUCCCCAUCAUCCUCAGCAUCCUCAAGGUCCAUUAGGUCAGCCACCUAGUUCGGGUCCAAUUCCGGGAAUGGCUCCAGCUGAAUUUGAAGCCAGAAUGGUAGAAUACGUUAAGCUAUUGAAUAAGGAAUUAAGAAGUGCCGGUGGCGGUACACCGCCACCCAUGAUUCAUCGACAGGGCAGUGCAUCCCCACCUUCAUCGACACCACCACGUGACAGUGCAUUCAGUGCUUUGGAAAUGUCGCGACUUACCCUAUGGAACAUGUACAACAAUAACACCCUCUAUCCUGGAGUGGGUCAUCAGCCACCACUCUCACCACAGACGUCGCAUUCGCCUUUGCCGCCAAACAGCAGUCCUGAACCACAGAGAGAGGCUCUCGACUUGGGUCUGAGGUCCUCGCCCAUGUCCUCUUCGCCGACCAGACAGAGUCCACCGUCAUCCGGUGGCAGUGUCCAGAUAAAAAGGGAACAGGAGAUCACUGGUACACCUGGUCCACCACCAGCAAAGAGGUUACUCUCUGACGACGAUAGUCCUGCGGAAAAAUCAGUACCAGCCUUGGCAGGCACGCACAUUAAGAUCUCAAACAGAGGUGACGGACGCAAUGGUGACAAUUCUUUGGUCGUCAGUAUGGAACUAAACGGUGUAAUGUACCAGGGUGUAUUGUUCGCCCAAACAGAGAGCAGGAACGCGACGACGACCACGACGACCAGCAACAGCACCAAAGCACCUCGAAGCGUCGUAUCGUGAACAACUCGGUGCUCUUAGCGCAUCGAUCCUCUUGGGUCCCGUCGACUCGCCAUUCCUCACAGACCCAAACGCCACGGAAGUCGUAGCUAGAAACCAACUGCUAGCUGAUAGCUGAUUUUUUUUUAAUCAUCUGGAGGCACACUGAGUUCCGAUUUCUCGAACCACUGAAAGUCGAUGUAACUUGAUCCAUGAUGUUCCUCCAAGGUAUUCCAAAGAUGGUACCCAGUCCCUUGAGGUACCCUAAGACGUUGUUCCUGGCUCUAUUGGUUGUCUGAUCGUUCUAUGGCGCUUGUGUCUUUGGGUCUAAACUCCCUGGGUCUUGGAGCUAAUUAAACGCGCGAAAAUCCUUCUGAUUAAUUCGUUAAUUAUACUUAGAGCAAGCGUGAAAGAUCCGUGUGCAAUGAUCGAAAUGAUGUCUCGUGUUAAUUUGAUUAAUUUUUAAUCAGGCCCAGGUCGCGUGUCCUUAGUUGUCUAGUUUUUAAACAAGUCAGGAACUUAAGCCUUCCCAAACGGUCUCCGAUUGGGUCGUCCAUUUAUUUUUUAUCGCUUUACAGUCGAAUCAAAAUGGAUCUUAACUUAUUUAUUUUCUUUGAUAUUCCUAUAGAUGGCAGAUUGAGCGUUACAAACUUAAUGGUCAUUGUUUUGACUCGAGACCGUCACAUAACAUAUCCAAUGACUUUAACGUGGAAUUUUAAUGUAACUUCUUUCUUCCACUCCCUUUCAUUCUUGUAUAUUCUUUUAUCGUAGGGUAUCGAAGUGUCGCUGCUGAUAUCUGUAUAUAGUGAACGUUAGCUUGGUGGAGAAAGAAAAUAACGGCGACUAGAUAGAAGUGACGAGGGGUACGCAAAGUAUAUAGAAAAUAAAUUGUGCAGUGAAAUUGUAAAAGAGGAUGUCAAAAUCGAAGUUACGAAUAUGAACAGCGCGAUACUCGGUGCCAGGUCUCUUUUCUUUUUUAUAUCACGCUUUUAUCCAUGAAUCUUUCAAAUUUUAUUAGCAUCUUGAACUGGUAUUCUCCAUUCAUUUCUAUUUCCAUAUCCUUUCCGAUUCAUCUCUGUUCUUUCUAACACCAAAGCUCUGUGGGAUAACUUUCUCCUAAAGAUUACACCAAGGGAGCGAAAAGAAAUGAAAAUGAAAGGAAACGGAGAAAUACAAAUAUGACGGCGAAUACUGUGUCUCUAGAAGAUGUUAUGCAAUAAUUGCUAAUAGUCUAAGAUUAAAGGAACAUCUUGUUUUUAGUCAUAGCCUUUAGGAUAUACGAUACGUAGUGACAGUAAGGUAUUAAAAUGUAGCGCGCGUUACGGGCAGCGUGUCGUCAAGUAAAACACGCGGUAAGCAACCGGAAGUGUAUUAAGAGAAGAACCGGAAGAGUAAAGAUAUAAGAGUUGAGAAGUAAGAAAAAGCCAAUGAGAAAGUUUCACUUUUUUGCCCAAUGUUCAUGGUCGGACGUGACGUGUGUUCGUUAAUGAAAAUACAAGAAAAAUAUAAUUCGGCCGUAUCAAAGGAUAUAUAUUACGUGGCGUCGUUUUACUUAUAUACGCCGUGAAUGGAACCCCGCGGCCUAUUAUAAAGGAGAUAAUGAAUAUACAAAUAUAUUAUAUGUCGCUAUAUUGACCGCGAGAGACGUUAGAGUCGAGAGUUAAUUAUGGGCGAGGAGUAAUUAAAAGAAGAAAAAUGAAAAAGGAAGAUUUAAUUAACAAUGAAGUAGCACCGCAGACAAAAAAGUCUUUAUUAUCGAAACGUGGAGGAAAAUGGCGUAUUUUAUUGUUUAUAGUUCGAAGAUUAGCCAAAAAGACUGUUACAUAGGACGAACAUUACACUAGAUAUUAAUUCUUACUACGAUCUUAUUAUUAAUUAAUUAUUCUCUCAUCCCUAUUAUCAUUUUAAGGAUUAUUAUUAUUAACUAUUAAUUGAUUAUUGAUAUUGCGAUCAUUAUUAAUUAUCAUUAAUUAUUAUUAUUAUUAUUAUUGACUUAUUACUAUUUGUUAUGUCGCGUCGCAAGAUAUCAGUUGCGUUUAAAUUUAUGACAUCCGUUUCCCAUUGUCUUUUGGUUGUUUGUAAUCAUUUUCUUUUUUGCGAAAACAAAUUUCCACGUCCCGAAGAUCGUCAAUAAUCUUUGUUCACUGAGAAAAACAGAACAGGCGAAAAUAAGAAAAAAAAAAACAUUUUAAUUUCAAAAAAUAGAAAAUCAAUGUGAUGAAUCGUAAUUGUUCGUUGGGGUAUAAAAACUUUACCUCCCCUCUAAUAUUUUUAUCGAAUCAUGUAACCCAUAGCGUGACAGUAUAUUUUUAUUUUUUUCUUUCCUUUUUACCAUGUAAACUACAUCGCACCAAAUGACAGCUGACAAUAUUAAACAGAGACAGACAGAGAAGAUAUUUGAAUGAAAAAUAACUACAUACCACAUACAUACUUAUUAUAUUAAUUACGAAUGAAUUAAUUAGUACGCUAAACGUUGUAUAUAUGAUAUCAUUAAAGAAGGAACGGAAUAUCGAUCAGCCUUUUAAUCAAAUAAACUUAUAGUUAAGCA